This is a messenger RNA of Sinocyclocheilus anshuiensis, 1753 nucleotides long. RefSeq names its product cysteine/serine-rich nuclear protein 2-like. The transcript is spliced from 4 exons. The coding region runs from base 63 to 1550 and encodes 495 amino acids. NCBI's taxonomy places the organism in Eukaryota, Metazoa, Chordata, Actinopteri, Cypriniformes, Cyprinidae. Gene Ontology annotation, cellular component: nucleus. Gene Ontology annotation, molecular function: DNA-binding transcription factor activity, RNA polymerase II-specific; sequence-specific DNA binding. Gene Ontology annotation, biological process: regulation of transcription by RNA polymerase II. The record is from RefSeq and is a predicted model, not a curated record.
UUCUUUCAGUCUGUCGGACAAAGCUUGUACCUAUCUGUAAUGCCUCCAGACGCAGUGUUUCCAUGGAGACAGUGUCAUCUCGUGGCCUGAAGCGCAGAUUCGAGGAGGUGGACAGCGGCUCGCCGUGUUCCACACCCAAAGAUUCGGAUGAUGACAUCUCUAGCAGUGACAGCGCUGAUAGCUGCGACAGUCUCAAUGCUCCCUCCAGCUCCCUCACACCCCACUCCAUUCUCAGAAGACACAAAGCAUCUUUAGGUCGUAAGCAGGUAUGCUUUGACGCAGUGACAGUCUAUUACUUCUCCAGAAGGCAGGGCUUUACCAGUGUGCCCAGUCAGGGUGGCAGCUCCCUGGGCAUGGCACGCCAUCACUGUGCUAUACGACAUUACACCCUUGGCGAGUUUGCACGCGAACAAGAGAGCAGCCACAAGCAUGUGCUGCGUCAACACCUACGGCAAGAAAAACUCAAUGCUCGCAAGUUAAAGCUGACACGCAAUGGAACUGUGGAUUGCCCCGAAGCUGAUUUGCUUACCCUGGAUGACAUAUCUGAUGAGGAUCUGGAUGUUGAGAGUGUAGAGGUGGACGAUUGCUUCUUCCUGCAGCCUCUUCCAACCAAGAGGCGUCGGGCACUACUGAGGGCCUCAGGAAUUGCCUGUAUAGAUGCCAGAGAAAAGGCUGAGCUCCGUGCCAUACGUUUGUCCCGGGAGGAGUGUGGUUGUGACUGCCGCUUCUACUGUGACCCUCGGCACUGCGGAUGCAGCCAAGCUGGAAUUAAGUGCCAGGUGGAUCGGAUGUCCUUCCCAUGUGGCUGCACCCGUGACGGUUGUGGUAAUACAGCUGGCCGCAUUGAGUUCAACCCUCUUCGUGUGCGUACCCACUAUCUUCACACUAUCAUGAAACUUGACCUGGAAAAGAGAAGCCUGUUGGGUGUAAGGUCUGGAGAGGAUUGUGGGGAAGAGACGGAGUUAGUCUCCUCGCCAUCUCUGUCUCUUUCUCCCUUGGACUCGGAUGUGGAGGUGGAAAGCCAAAGUGUUCAGGAGCUGCAAGAGGAGCAGUGCGACAGCCUGGAGCGUGAGAAUGAAACAGCCGUGCUUCACCUACAGAGUGCGGAGGAAUGGGAAAGGAGACUGGAACAAGAAGAGCAGCAGGUUGAGGGUGUCCUUCUAGAAGGGCCUUUUCCUGAAGGUGCCACUCUGCUGUGUAUUACAGAGAACCAUGCAGAUGAACAGACCGAGCAGAGGCUGCUCAAAGAUCCUGCUUCUGUCCUCUAUUAUCAGGUAGGUCAUGUAGAGACAGCAGCCUUUGAGACACUUCCUGCGCAAGUAGAGGAGGUGGUGAGCGAAGGUGGGGAUCCAGAUAUGGAGAGUGAUCGGCAAAAACAAGAAACCUGCGGGCAGGAUUCGGCCAAGAGCUUGUCUGUCGAAGUACCUCCACCUCUCGAGAAUGGGGGCGAAGAACAACUUUGUCCUGAACAGGCCUCAAAUGACAGGGAAUGCCUCGAGACGUGCCUGUCACUGGAUGAAAAGGCAGUACAACUUCCUCCAGAAGUGUAGAGCCCAUCACCUCUGCAGAUGUUUUGCACAAGUUAGUCAUUAAAUUCAAAGAGAGCCUACUCCACACAGUGCGAUACGUUACAUGACUGCAUAAUGUUAUUACAUGUUAAAGAAACAAGUUACCUUCAUGGGUUUGUAUCCAAUUUAGCUGGAGAUAAGCAUGUACUGUGUUUGAAGUAGGUUGUCCGUGGUAAAAUAAGUUA